UCGUCUCCCACCCCUGGUUUCAACUCCUCCAAAACACACUCCCUUCUCUUCAACCUCCAAAAGCUCGAUUCGAAGGACCGACCAUGGCUCUUUUCAAGAAGCCGGAUGCAUACACAAGGAUGGAUUUCGAGGACCCAGAAGAGAAAAAGCACCGGAAAGCGCAGUUCCUGAUCUACAAGGUGUUGGCACGAGCCGAUGCUCGGAGGAGGCCUUCGCUCCUGAGAGUGAGGUUCUGCCGGUUGAAGGUGAAGAUCGGGCGGCGGUUGAAGAAGUCGAGGAAGAGGGUGGCGCUGAUGAUUUCGAAAGUGAGGCUUGCCGUUUAUAAGCAGCUCAUGAGUCAAUUGAGGAGCUUGGAAGCUCUGGUCAGGCCUUGUAGAGAGCAAGCUAUUGAUCAGCCCCCAAACUUGGAAACCCUUUCUUGCAGAAUCACCACGUAGAAGUAUCCUUUCGUUUGGGUCUCUCAUGUUGUGUGUCUAAACUUGGCGUGGUGUUUGCUGAAUUUACCUUUCUUUGCAGAAGGGAAAAAAGAGGAAGAAUGUAUAGUACUCAUAAAUCAUAUCAACGAAGAUGUUCCGUUUCGUUCUGAACUUUUUUUGA
Molecule: messenger RNA, 597 nt
Organism: Eucalyptus grandis
Lineage: Eukaryota; Viridiplantae; Streptophyta; Magnoliopsida; Myrtales; Myrtaceae
Exons: 1
Coding region: 84-437 (117 amino acids)
Source: RefSeq, a predicted model, not a curated record